Molecule: messenger RNA, 2592 nt
Organism: Closterium sp. NIES-65
Lineage: Eukaryota; Viridiplantae; Streptophyta; Zygnematophyceae; Desmidiales; Closteriaceae
Source: the annotation of a GenBank genome assembly
AUGGGAACUUCGAGUGCAAAUGACAUGGACGUGGUCGUGGACGUGGACGUCGACGUGGACAUGGACAUGGACAUGGACGUGGACAUGGACGUGGACGUGGACAUGGACGUGGACGUGGACAUAGACGUGGACAUGGACCUAGACGUGGACAUGGACGUGGACGUGGACGUGGACGUGAACGUGGACGUGGACGUUGACGUGGACGUGGACGUGGACUUGGUCGUGGACGUGGACGUGGACAUGGACAUGGACGGGGACGUGGACGUGGACGCGGACAUGGACGUGGACGUGGACGCGGACAUGGACGUGGACGUGGACGUGGACGUGGACCUGGACCUGGACGUGGACGCGGACAUGGACGUGGACGUGGACGUGGACGUGGACCUGGACGCGGACAUGGACGUGGACAUGGACGUGGUCGUGGACGCGGACGUGGACGUGGACGUGGACAUGGACGUAGACAUGGUCGUGGACCUAGACAUGGACAUGGACGUGGGCGUGGACGUGGACGUAGACGUGGACGUGGACAUAGACGUGGACGUGGACGUGGGCAUAGACGUGGACGUGGACAUGGACGUUUACGUGGACAUGGACGUGGACAUGGACGUGGACAUGGACGUGGACGUAGACGUGGACGUGGAGGACUUGGACGUGGACAUGGACGUGGACGUGGACAUGGACGUGGACGUGGACGUGGACGUGGACGUAGACGUAGACGUGGACGUGGACGUGGACGUGGUCGUGGACGUGGACGUGGACAUGGACGUGGACGUGGACCUGGACGUGGAGGUGGACGUAGACGUGGACGUGGACGUGGACGUGGACGUGGACGUGGACGUGGACGUGGACAUGGACGUGGACGUGGACGUGGACGUGGACGUGGACGUGGUCGUGGACGUGGACAUGGACAUGGACGUGGACGUGGACGUGGACGUGGUCGUGGACGUGGACGUGGACGUGGACGUGGACGUGGACGUGGACGUGGACGAGGACGUGGACGUGGACGUGGACGUGGACGUGGACGUGGACGUGGACGUGGACGUGGACCUGGACGUGGACGUAGACGUGGACGUGGACGUGGACAUAGACGUGGACAUGGACGUGGACGUGGACGUGGACGUAGACGUGGACGUGGACGUGGACAUGGACGUGGACGUGGACGUGGACGUGGACGUGGACGUGGACGUGGACGUGGACGUGGAGUGGACGUGGACGUGGACGUGGACGUGGAGGUGGACGUUGAGUGGACGUGGACGUGGACGUGUACGUGGACGUGGACGUGGACGUGGACGUGUGGACGUGGACGUGGACAUGGACGUGGACGUGGACGUGGACAUGGACGUGGACGUGGACGUGGACGUGGACGUGGACGUGGAGUGGACGUGGACGUGGACAUGGACAUGGACGUGGAGGUGGACGUGGACGUGGAGUGGACGUGGACGUGGACGUGGACAUGGACGUGGAGGUGGACGUGGAGGUGGACGUGGACGUGGACGUGGAGGUGGACGUGGACGUGGACGUGGACGUGGAGGUGGACGUGGACGUGGACGUGGAGGUGGACGUGGACGUGGACGUGGACGUGGACGUGGAGAACUUGGACGUGGACAUGGACGUGAACGUGGACAUGGACGUGGACAUGGACGUGGACAUGGACGUGGACGUGGACGUGGACGUGGACAUGGACGUGGACGUGGACGUGGACGUGGACAUGGACAUGGAGGUAGACGUGGAGUGGACGUGGACGUGGACGUGGACAUGGACGUGGACGUGGACGUGGACGUGGACAUGCACGUGGACGUGGACGUGGACGUGGACGUGGACGUGGACGUGGACGUGGACAUGGACGUGGACGUGGACGUGGACAUGGACGUGGACGUAGACGUAGACGUGGACGUGGACGUGGACAUGGACGUGGACGUGGACGUGGAGGACGUGGACGUGGACGUGGACGUGGACGUGGACGUGGAGAACUUGGACGUGGACAUGGACGUGAACGUGGACGUGGACGUGGAGAACUUGGACGUGGACAUGGACGUGAACGUGGACGUGGACGUGGACGUGGAGGACUUGGACGUGGACAUGGACGUGGACGUGGAGUGGACGUGGACGUGGACGUGGACGUUGACUGGACGUGGAGUGGACGUGGACGUGGACAUGGACGUGGUUGUGGACGUGGACGUGGACGUGGACGUGGACGUGGACGUAGACGUGGACGUGGACGUGGACGUGGACGUGGACGUAGACGUGGACGUGGACGUGGACGUGGACGUGGACGUGGACGUGGAGGACGUGGACGUGGAGAACUUGGACGUGGACAUGGACGUGAACGUGGACGUGGACGUGGACGUGGAGGACUUGGACGUGGACAUGGACGUGGACGUGGACGUGGACAUGGACGUGGACGUGGACGUGGACGUGGACGUGGACGUGGACAUGGACGUGGACGUGGACGUGGACAUGGACGUGGACCUGGACAUGGACGUGGACGUGGACGUGGACAUGGACGUGGACGUGGACAUGGUCGUGGACGUGGACGUGGACGUGGACGUGGACGUGGACAUGGACGUGGACGUGAACAAGACGUGGACGUGA